Messenger RNA from Rasamsonia emersonii CBS 393.64, 1522 nucleotides. RefSeq lists its product as uncharacterized. The transcript has 3 exons. NCBI's taxonomy places the organism in Eukaryota, Fungi, Ascomycota, Eurotiomycetes, Eurotiales, Trichocomaceae. The annotation marks the transcript as partial. The record is from RefSeq and is a predicted model, not a curated record.
AUGGGAAUCCGGUAUUCCCAGAUCCAAUCCACCGAGAAGAGUACAUACGUUUCUGAUCAGUGGGCAUCAGGUCCAACAUGGAGACCAACGUCAUUAAGUCCCAUUGUUUUAAUUCUUGUUAUUUCCUUCACGAUUACGCUCAUGGUCAUAUUGGCCGUCCUUCAGUCGAAGAGCACAAGGGACGGCGGCAUUCUCUUCGCCGAAAGCAUCGAUGACUUACCCGCUGGCUAUAUAUUUCUUGAGAACUACCUCCCGACCAUCAUCGCCGUCCUCUUUACUACCGUCUGGAAUUGGAUCGACCUCGAUGUGAAACGGCUGGAACCGUGGUAUAGACUCUCCCAGGAGUCGGGUGCAGUUGGAGGCGAUUCUGUUCUUCUCGAUUAUCCUGCGGAAUUUUUGGCUUUUGUACCACUUCAGUCACUGAAGCGGAAGCAAUGGACAGUCUUCUGCACGGCUCUUAUUUUGGUUAUUCUAUCCUGGGUCGUAACACCCCUCCAAAGUGGCAUCUUUACCGUCAGAACCAUUCAAAAGUCAGAAACUCUUCCUAUGCUUUCUUCGCCAGGGCUUGUUUCAUUGGAGGAACAAGCCAGUACAUUGACUAUGAAUUUUGUUAACGAGGGAUACGAUGUUGCAUGGCUGAAUAUGAAUAUGCCUCCUUUUACGACCAGGUCAUACGCACUUGCUCCAUUUCUGCCAUCUUACGACAGGCAGGUCAUCGGAACGAAUCGGACCUUUACGGGGAAUACUGUUCUCUAUCAGACCGACUUAGAUUGUCAGCUGGCUGACUCAGUAACAAGAUCUACCAAGGGUAUUAACUCUACACUGUUAACGUUCGACGAUGGUCACGGCUGCGUUGCUCGAAAUCUCUUGGAAUACUAUUUCACAACAAGGGCAGGGUAUAAUGGCUAUUACAUUGGUUACUAUGGCGAUGGAUCGCUCGACUCGGACGCAUACGCGGACUCAACGCCGUCAUUGCAAGCGGCUGGUUGCAAUGCAAGUUCCCUACACGAAUUCAUCGCCAUCUGGGAUAGGGACCCUUCCCUCGUGGCAAUGUUUUGCUGGACAAAAUACUAUACCCAGGAUGUUGAGGCAACGAUUAGUCUACCUGAUAAUACCGUUCAAACUGUGCGCCCGAUAUCUGAGAGGAGAGAAUUAUCUGAGCAGACUUUUAACUAUACUCGCUUUGAGCAAAUCAUUGUCACGCAGAGUAUGCCGCAACAAUCCCAGGGCCCCUCUAACGCCUCCUCGCCUCAGACCCCGAUUCCCGAGCAAUACGACAUAUCCGAUCUGGCGGUCAUUGAACAGACAUCCCGUUUGCAAGCGUUGAAUACAACGAGCUUCUCGAUGCUGACGCCAUUUGCGUUGGGUUUAUCCGGUCUGUCUCCUCAGGACCUGCUGAUACCUUCCAACCUCCAAAGUGCCUUCCAGGAUGCCCAUCGAGUGCUUUUUGCUUUGGCCAUGCAUUCGAUAAUGAAAGAUCCGGUAGCAGUUGGUCCAAAUGUCACAGGUGUUUUCGAGGCGU